UCUGUGUCCCAUGUACUAUUUGGGAAGUACUAAAAAUUUAUUCAUUUAUCUGAAAUUCACAUUUAACUGGGAGGACUGUAUUUUUAUUUGCUAAACUUGGCGACUCUAUCAGGUCCUCUCUGAGGUCACCCUGAAGGGUGCAGGGGUUAAAUGGAGGAAGAGGCGUUGAAGAGUGUCCUAGGCAGCUGAACUGUGUGUGCUAAGGUCCUGGGGCGGGACCUGCUAUAGUUAUCUAUGCGCAUCCCUGCUGUGGUGGUUGAAGUUAUUGCUCCCCGGAAUCUCGCCCAACCAGGCCCGCCCUCUCCCACGUCCUGCCGAAGUGAAAUCACGCCCAUCUCAGAUUCCAAACUGCGCCUUUGUUAGAUGGGGAAACUAAGGCGUAGAAUCCAGGCCCGGGACGGGUGGGGACAAGGAGGACAAUGCACCUUCGGUGCGGGCGGGGACUAGCACCAGAGAGCGAGGUGGGCGGGCGAGAACGAAACUCAGAAAACGACACGGGCGGAGUCGAGAACCCAAAAGCGACGUACGCGGGCCAAGAAGGGGAAUCGAGGUUCGGUGCGGGCGGGGACGAGAAGCAGCGCUCGGGCACGCGGGGACGGCGGCCGGCGCGGGCGGGCGCGGCCUUUGUCUCCUCCUCCGGCGCGCGCCUUGGCUGCACCGGCCCCAUGAGCCCGCGGCCCCCCGGCGCCCGGGCCGCUCACAGCCCCUGACCUGAUUUGCCCUCGCCAUGGCCGAAGCCGCCUCCGGUGCCGUUGGCACGUCCCUGGAGGGCGAGCGCGGCAAGAGGCCCCCGCCGGAGGGCGAGCCUGCAGCCCCGGCGUCCGGAGUUCUGGAUAAGCUUUUUGGGAAGCGGCUCCUGCAAGCGGGUCGAUACCUGGUGUCCCACAAGGCAUGGAUGAAGACAGUGCCCACGGAGAACUGCGAUGUGUUGAUGACCUUCCCAGACACGACCGAUGACCACACACUGCUAUGGCUGCUGAACCACAUCCGCGUGGGCAUCCCCGAGCUCAUCGUGCAAGUCCGCCACCACCGCCACACGCGUGCCUACGCCUUCUUCGUCACCGCCACGUAUGAGAGCCUACUCCGAGGGGCCGAUGAGCUGGGUCUGCGCAAGGCAGUGAAGGCCGAGUUUGGUGGGGGGACCCGCAGCUUCUCCUGCGAGGAGGACUUCAUCUACGAGAAUGUGGAGAGUGAGAUGCGCUUCUUCACCUCCCAGGAGCGCCAGAGCAUCAUCCGCUUCUGGCUGCAGAACCUGCGAGCCAAGCAGGGCGAGGCACUGCACAAUGUGCGCUUCCUGGAGGACCAGCCAAUCAUCCCUGAGCUGGUGGCCCGCGGGAUCAUCCAGCAGGUGUUCCCGGUCCAUGAGCAGCGCAUCCUGAACCGCCUCAUGAAGUCAUGGGUGCAGGCUGUGUGUGAAAACCAGCCUCUAGACGAGAUCUGUGACUACUUUGGCGUGAAGAUUGCCAUGUACUUCGCCUGGCUGGGCUUCUACACGUCGGCAAUGGUGUACCCAGCCGUCUUUGGCUCUGUCCUGUACACAUUCACGGAGGCUGAUCAGGUGCUGGGCAUGGGCCAGGCAGGGGUGCGGUGCCCAAGACACCCUCCUCCAUGGGCCAGCCUGGCCAACAGCUCAGCCCUCCUCUGCCACCUCCAGAAAAGCCGGGAUGUAUCCUGUGUGGUCUUUGCCCUCUUCAAUGUGGUCUGGUCAACACUGUUCUUGGAGGAGUGGAAACGGAGGGGGGCGGAGCUGGCCUAUAAGUGGGGAACGCUGGACUCACCCGGGGAAGCUGUGGAGGAGCCACGACCCCAGUUCAGGGGCGUGCGCCGCAUCAGCCCCGUGACGCGGGCCGAGGAGUUCUACUACCCACCCUGGAAGCGGCUGCUGUUCCAGCUGCUCGUGAGCCUCCCGGUGUGCCUCACCUGCCUGGCCUGCGUGUUCCUGCUCAUGCUCGGCUGCUUCCAGCUGCAGGAGCUGGUGUUGAGUGUGAAAGGGCUGCCCCGCCUCGCCCGCUUCCUGCCCAAGGUCGUGCUGGCUGUGCUGGUCAGCGUGAGUGCUGAGGGCUACAAGAAGCUCGCCGUCUGGCUCAACGACAUGGAGAAUUACCGGCUGGAGAGCGCCUACGAGAAGCACCUCAUCAUCAAGGUCGUCCUGUUCCAAUUCGUCAACUCGUACCUGAGCCUCUUCUACAUCGGCUUCUACCUCAAGGACAUGGAGCGCCUGAAGGAGAUGCUGGCCACUCUGCUGAUCACCCGCCAGUUCCUCCAGAAUGUGCGCGAGGUCCUGCAGCCGCACCUGUACCGGCGGCUGGGCCGUGGCGAGCUCGGCCUGAGGGCCGCCUGGGAGCUGGCCCACGCCCUGCUUGGCCUGCUGAGCCUCCGGCGCCCUGCGCCCCGCCGCCUCGAACCCCAGGCCGAAGAGGGUGGCGGCAGCGGUGGAGGGGGGCGCAGGUGUCUCAGUGGGGGCUGCGGGGCACCCGAGGAGGAGGAGGAGGCCCCAGUGCAGCGGCGGCCAGUGGGGGAAGGCGGGGAGGUGGGGGAUGGGCCGAGGGGGGACGAGGAGGAGGAGGAGGAAGACGACGAGGAGGAGGAAGAUGAAGAGGAGGGUGAGGAGGGCAGCCUCCUGGACUGCGGGCUCCGGCUGAAGAAGGUCAGCUUUGCUGAGCGGGGGGCUGGGCGGCACCGGCCCAUUCCAAGCCCGGAGGCCCUCCUGGAGGAGGGGAGCCCCACUAUGGUGGAGAAGGGGCUGGAGCCAGGUGUGUUCACACUGGCCGAGGAGGAUGAUGAGGCCGAGGGGGCUCCCGGCAGCCCUGAGCGGGAGCCCCCAGCCAUCCUGCUCCGCCGGGCCGGGGGCGAGGGCCGUGACCAGGGGCCGGACGGGGGCCCAGACCCUGAGCCAGGCUCAGGUGACUCAGCCCGGAGGCAGCGGCGGCAGAAUCGGUCAUCUUGGAUCGACCCACCCGAGGAGGAAUACUCACCCCAGCUCACCCAGGCCGAGCUGGAGAGCUGUAUGAAGAAGUACGAGGACACGUUCCAGGACUACCAGGAGAUGUUCGUGCAGUUCGGCUACGUUGUGCUGUUCUCGUCCGCCUUCCCCCUGGCCGCGCUGUGCGCUCUGGUCAACAACCUCAUCGAGAUCCGCAGCGACGCACUCAAGCUGUGCACGGGGCUGCAGCGGCCCUUUGGGCAGCGAGUGGAGAGCAUCGGCCAGUGGCAGAAGGUGAUGGAGGCCAUGGGCGUCCUGGCAAUCGUGGUCAACUGCUAUCUCAUUGGCCAGUGUGGGCAGCUACAGCGCCUGCUGCCCUGGCUCAGCCCUGAGGCAGCCAUCGUUUCCGUGGUGGUGCUCGAGCACUUCGCUCUGCUCCUCAAGUACCUCAUCCACGUGGCCGUCCCCGACAUCCCCGGGUGGGUCGCUGAGGAGAUGGCCAAGCUCGAGUACCAGCGUCGGGAGGCCUUCAAGAGACACGAGCGCCAGGCCCAGCACCGCUACCAGCAGCAGCAGCGCCGGCGGCGGGAGGAGGAGGAACGCCAGCGCCACGCGGAGCAUCACACCCGGCGGGAACACGACGCCAGCGGCCGGGACGAGGCACGGGCCGAGGACUCCGGGCUGGACCCCAGCGCCCCCGAGAAGGCCUCAGCCAAGGCCAAGGGCAGCGGGGCAGGCGGCCACGGACCGGAGCGGCCCAAGCGCCCGGGGUCCCUGCUGGCGCCCAACAACGUCAUGAAGCUGAAGCAGAUCAUCCCGCUGCAGGGCAAGUUCCUGUCGUCGGGGGCCGCGUCCUCGCUGGCCGGUGCCGGAUCCGGCCCCACCACCCGGCCGCCCCCUGCCCAGUCGCCCACGGGCAGUGACACCCGCCUGCCGGCCUUCCUCAGCUUCAAGUUCCUCAAGUCCCCUGAGACCCGGCGAGACCCCGAGCGCAGCCACUCGCCACCCAAGGCCUUCCACACCGGCAAGCUCUUCCCCUUCGGCGGCGCCCGGGCUGAGGCCGGGUCCAACGGGGUAGGCGGGCAGGCCCGGCCAGAUGGGACCCCUGGCGGUGGCAGUGGCAGGGCCCAGCGGAGUGGGCCAGCGGACGAGGCCGCGGCUGAGGAGCCAGAUGCCCCCCGGCCCGAAGAGGAAGGCUCAGGGACCGCGCUGGCCCCCGUGGGCGCCCCCGCCCUCCGCACCCGCCGCAGCCGGAGCCCCGCGCAGCUGCCGCCGCCGCCAACGCCGCUGCCCCGGCCCCCGACGCCGCCCGCCGGCUGCUGGCAGUGGGACGGGCCGUGGGGCUGCGGGGGCGAGGGCGCUGCCCCCCGCCAGGUCUCCGCCGACUGCCCGCCCUGCGCCCUGGCCGGGCCCGCGCCCGGCCCCCAGUCCCUGCCGGGCGACGCCAGCUUCUACAGCCUCCCGCUCCCGCCGCCGCCCCCCUCCGAGCCCCCUGAGCCCCCGGCGCCCUCGCCCAGCCCCAGCCCCCAGGCGGUGUGCUGGCCCAGCGGCUGGCACUAGCUCGGCCGCCCUGCCCUCCUCUUCGCGGAUGCAACAUCAGCCCCGGGCGGGGCGGCGCCGCCCGCCACCGCGCUUCAGCCCCACGGCCCCAGGAUUGGCUGUCUCUCCUGAGGCAGGGCCGGGGGUCCGGCCCCCCCAUCUGCCGUUUUCCUUUCCACUAGGAUGGGGGACACGAAAGGUAACCCUGACAACCAACAGAAAACACAGAAUAGGCGAUUAUUUAUUUGUUUUUAAUUUAUUUUGUCAUAUUUUUGUAAAACGGCAGAAAUGCAAUAAAAAGUAUAUUUCAACAGUG
Molecule: messenger RNA, 4778 nt
Organism: Diceros bicornis minor
Lineage: Eukaryota; Metazoa; Chordata; Mammalia; Perissodactyla; Rhinocerotidae
Gene: ANO8
Product: anoctamin 8
Exons: 17
Coding region: 728-4483 (1251 amino acids)
Biological process (GO): chloride transmembrane transport
Cellular component (GO): plasma membrane
Molecular function (GO): chloride channel activity
Source: RefSeq, a predicted model, not a curated record